Molecule: messenger RNA, 870 nt
Organism: Abrus precatorius (Indian licorice)
Lineage: Eukaryota; Viridiplantae; Streptophyta; Magnoliopsida; Fabales; Fabaceae
Product: chitinase 2-like
Exons: 1
Coding region: 1-870 (289 amino acids)
Biological process (GO): carbohydrate metabolic process
Molecular function (GO): hydrolase activity, hydrolyzing O-glycosyl compounds
Source: RefSeq, a predicted model, not a curated record
AUGUCUUUGAACACCGUUGUGAAGCCAACUAUUUUUCGGGAAUACAUUGGUCCCAUGUCAUGCCCGGGAUUACAUAAUUUCCCUGACAUAAUCAAUCCAGAAAUAUCUGAAUUCCACUUCAUUCUGGCCUUUGCCACAGAGGAUUAUGGGUGCGAUGGAAGAGGCACUGGAAAGUUUCAGGCGACUUGGAACGUGCAAGACUUUAGUACUGAAAAAAUCAAGGAGCUGAAGAAAGAGCAUAAGAAUGCAAAGGUGGUAAUAAGUAUCGGAGGUCGUGGCGUCGAAUGUCCAUUUAAUCCUAUUGAGAAACAAAAAUGGAUUGACAAUGCCAAGUUUUCGCUCAAAAUCAUCAUCCAAGACUACAAGGACCCAUGCAGCUGCAUUACUGUAAUUGAUGGAAUUGAUAUUAAUUAUGAGCAUAUUAAGUCUGAUGACUUUGUUGAGUGCAUUGGUGAAGUUAUAGAAUACCUGAAGAAGGAUGUACUAAUCAAUGUGGUGUCCAUUGCUCCAUCAGCUCCCGUGCUAUCGCAAUACAAGACAUUGUACAAGGAACAAAAAUGCUACAUUAACUGGGUCGAUUACCAGUUCUAUGAUCAGUGUUUGUCCUCAAAGUGUGAGUUUGAAAAGUUGUACCGUGACCUAUCCGAUGUCUUCAAAGAUAAACUCUUAGCAGGAUACAGCACUGAUCCAAAUGACAAGGAUAAUCAGAUAUCACCAGAGGACUUUCUUAAGGCCUGCGAAGACCUCAUCAAAUGCCAAUUCCUCCCUGGCAUUUUUGUUUGGAAUGCUAAUUACUCCGCAGAUGAUCACCCUCCUUUCUACUUUGAAAAGUUGGCUCAAGAGCUCCUCACUAAGUGUGAUAAGGAGUAA